AUGUGGGCCCAGCAGAAUAAGUCGCAGCCGAUUGACGGCGGAGAUCUUCGCCACCCCUUGGCUAUAAGCACCACCGCAACCCUAGCACCUUCCCCUCAGCCUCAGCCUCAGCCUCCUGCCGCCGCUGCUCUCUUCUCCGGAGACCCUCCCCUCCCGAGACCAGCGAGCGCGGAGACGCCGGAGCGAACCCUCACCUGCCACUAUGGUGCUCUAGAACGACAUCGACCUGCUGAACCCGCCGGCGGAGCUGGAGAAGCUCAAGCACAAGAAGAAGCGCCUCGUGCAGUCCCCCAACUCUUUCUUCAUGGAUGUCAAGUGCCAGGGCUGCUUCAGCAUCACUACCGUGUUCAGCCACUCCCAGACGGUGGGGGUCUACCCUGGCUGCCAGAUGGUGCUCUGCCAGCCGACAGGCGGGAAGGCCAGGCUAACCGAGGGGUGCUCCUUCCGCCGCAAGGGCGACUAAAUCUUUGUGACGCAAAAGCUCUGCUGAUGGAGCUGCUAGUUCCCAGGAUGUAGUCUGAAAGUUUUGCGAAUGGCUGCUAUGUGAACCCAUGCUCUUUGAAUCUCUUGCUAGAAGUUACGUUGAGACACUGGUACCUUAUUAUAUUCUACAAUUGGGUAAGGAAGGUCAGACUAGCCGUGUGUCCUGGUGAUAUUCGGCGUCAAUGAAUCAUUAUUCCUGGUGCUGUUGGAUGACCCAA
Molecule: messenger RNA, 701 nt
Organism: Panicum virgatum (switchgrass)
Lineage: Eukaryota; Viridiplantae; Streptophyta; Magnoliopsida; Poales; Poaceae
Exons: 4
Coding region: 1-516 (171 amino acids)
Source: RefSeq, a predicted model, not a curated record